Messenger RNA from Hemibagrus wyckioides, 1122 nucleotides. RefSeq names its product C2 calcium-dependent domain-containing protein 4C. The record is from RefSeq and is a predicted model, not a curated record. NCBI's taxonomy places the organism in Eukaryota, Metazoa, Chordata, Actinopteri, Siluriformes, Bagridae. The coding region runs from base 1 to 1122 and encodes 373 amino acids. The transcript has a single exon.
AUGUGGAUCCUUCGAAAAGUCCAAGAGAGUGCCGAGAACUUUCCGGUGGAGAUAAGCCGACUUGUGGGUAAAAGCUCAGACGAGAUCUCAGCCAAGGCAAACCUUCUCAACAAACUCCACAGCAAUGUCCUGACACCAGAGAAAAUUCCUGACUUCUUUCUGCCCCCCAAGCUGAGUAGACGCUCUCUAGUUGCAGUGGAGGGCAUCGUUUCACACUGCUUCGAGGAAAAUGGCAGUCAAACCUCUGAAACAAAUUCUGACACUACUACUAAAGUGUUGAAGACAGAUAAAAACAAGGGGACCACGGCGGCCAUGAGGGGCCACAUAAAGCCAAUUCCUUUUUCACUUAAAAACUAUGAGUCUGGAUUUUUCGAGAGUCCAAACACUCGGCGCAAGGAGUCACUGUUUCACUCUGCACUUUCCAGCUACACACUCGAACGGAUGACCAACAGGGUGGUGCCCAAACUGCCCUCCAUAACACUUCUGAAAGUGGGCAGCGUAGAGAGUGACACCAGUUCUUCUGCUGACUCCUCCCCUCACAGCUCACCACUUCCCAUUAGGAGCAAACGUGAGACACAUUCAUCAAAAGAAUCUCUUCUUAAAGAUGAUUUACUGUGCUCCAAAAACACAGAAACAAAGAUGACAAGAGAUAGCCAUGUUGCUCAGCCUGCUUCAACUUUAGCACCGCCUCUUCAAUUCCCACUGGACAUGCUACACUGUCAGGAACGCCUCCACAGCGAGCACGUCCUCCUCCUCCCAUGCAGGGGCUGCAUUCGUCUCUCUGCUUCUCGUGCCAACAUGGAUGGAGAUCUGUCCACCGUUCGAAUUCGGGUGAUCUCCAUAGAGGACUUGCGUGAACCCGGUGACCCCCGACCGCUGCAUUGCGGUCUCACCUUGAGCCUGAGUCCGGGCAAGCUGCAACGGCAGCACAGCGCUAUCAUCAGGAACUGCCGCAACCCUGUGUUUAACGAAGACUUCUUCUUCACAGAGCCAGACGGAGAGGAGAAAAGGCUGAGGAACCUUGCUGUCAGGGUGAAGGUGCUUGAGAAGAACUCUAGCCUGGGAAGGGCUUCAGUGCUUGGUGUAAUCAUCAAGCCACUCACUGAGCUACUAGCAUUGUAA